AAAAAAAAAAAAAAAAAAAAAAAAAAUAAAAUAAAAAUAAAAUAAAAUAAAAUAAAAAUGGCACGAUAUGUUACAGAUGAUAAUAGUAGUGUUGAAUUUGUGAUAGCUGCUCCAACUUAUGCUAAAACAAAAAAGCAAAAGAGAUUAUGGAAAAUUAUUGGUGGUAUCGUAGCAGCCAUUGUUGUUAUAGUUAUCGUAAUUGUGAUAGCUGUGGUAGUGACAGAUACUAAAAAACAGAGUUCCAAGAAUAAUAAUAAUAGAGGAAUAAAGGAAUAUCCUAUUUCACCUUAUUCCCACAUGACUGAUUUAGUAACGAGUAACCAAUCAUCUUUCUCACAAAAGCAAAGAUUUUUCGUUAUUGGGGAUGUUCACGGCUGUGUAAAUGAAUUAAAUACGUUGGUUGCUAAACUCAAUUAUAAUCCAACAACAGAUCAAUUAAUUCUUGCAGGCGAUUUAACAUCAAAAGGACCUGAUAGUAUAGGUGUCAUUCGACGAGCAAAAGAAUUAGGAGCACUUUGUGUUCGUGGUAAUCAUGAUGAUAUAGUGAUACGAUUUAAGACAUACGAAAUGGAAAAGGGAAGAAAUGCUAUGUACCCACUUGAUGCUACUAUGCCUGAAGGUAAUGUUCCCGAUCCAUUAAAGUUUAAAAAUUAUCACACAGCUAUUGCACUGAAUAUGACUGAUGAUGACUAUAAUUACUUGUCAAGUUGCCCUGUAAUGCUUCACUUACCAUUUUUAAAUAAUUCUGUUGUUGUUCAUGCUGGCUUAGACCCACGUAUAUCAGGUUUAGAAAAUCAAGUUCCUUAUUUAGUUAUGACGAUGCGUGAUAUUGCUAGUGAUGAUAUUCCAACUUCUAAUAGUCGAGUUGGAACUCAAUGGGCAAUUGAAUAUAAUGAAUUUGAAAAGAAUAGAACAAUAGAUAGUUUACAAGUCUUUUAUGGCCAUGAUGCUGGUCGAGGAUUAAACAUUAAAGAUAUGACUUUUGGUGUUGAUACUGGUUGUGUUUAUGGAGGCAGAUUAACAGCUAUUAAUAUUCAAACUAAAGAAUUAGUUGAUGUUGUAUGUCCAACUUAUGUAAAUAGAGGUGACAAAUAUGAUGAUUAGUCUAUUUAAUAAACCAAAGUAAGCAGUAUACAAAUAAACACACACACAAAUAUAUUUAUAUAAAUAUGUAUAAACAAACAAAAAAAAAAAGAGAUUAUAUAAGCUUUAAUAUAAACUUUUUAUAAGCAGUAUGCUACGUAUGUUUUAAUGCAUAUCAAUAAUGUGCAUGUAGCACAACUGGAC
Molecule: messenger RNA, 1287 nt
Organism: Cokeromyces recurvatus
Lineage: Eukaryota; Fungi; Mucoromycota; Mucoromycetes; Mucorales; Mucoraceae
Product: Metallo-dependent phosphatase-like protein
Exons: 2
Coding region: 58-1104 (348 amino acids)
Biological process (GO): polyphosphate catabolic process
Cellular component (GO): cytoplasm
Molecular function (GO): phosphatase activity; endopolyphosphatase activity
Source: RefSeq, a predicted model, not a curated record